AUUAGUAAACUCCCAAACACACCAUAGGGGUUCAUUCUUUAAUUUCGUUCUUCCUCCUUUUGCCGCUUUCCUUUUUCGUUAGGGUUAGGGUUUGAAUCGCCUGAGUACUCGAGAUCAAUGGAGAUUCUUGAUUCGCAUAUCCGUUCUCCACCGGAAAAGAAAUGGAAAGUCGACGACGAAUCCGAAGAAGAUCGCGUCAACGGAUCAUCAGAAUCAAAGAAUUCAGUGAUCACCACGGAAUCGUUCGAAUCAAGGGGAUCUGCAAUGUCCAAGGGAUCAUAUGGAUCGGAGGAAUCUGCGCUGUUGUCGGCAGGAGAUGGGCAGAAGGUACUACCCCAUCAUAUGACACCGCCCUUCAUUAAGGAGAUGGUCGGCGUCAAAGUCUAUUAUGCCGGCGAUGACAGGGAAUCCUCCGACGAUGACAUGGGCUUGGGCUGCUUCAGUGACGAUGCCGAUGACAAGGAAUCCUCCGACGAGGACAUGGGCUUGGGCUACUUCAGUGACAAUGCUUACCGGCGAGAGUCUAAAGAGACUGAUCAUGGAGAUGAGCAGAAGGGAGAUGAGCGGAAGGUAUUACCCCAUCAGAGGAUACCGCCCUUCCUUAAGGAGAUGGCUGGCAUCAGAGUCUAUUAUGCCGGCGAUGACAGGGAAUCCUCCGACGAUGACAUGGGCUUGGGCUGCUUCAGUGACGAUGCCGAUGACAAGGAAUCCUCCGACGAGGACAUGGGCUUGGGCUACUUCAGUGACAAUGCUUACCGGCAAGAGUCUAAAGAGACUGAUCAUGUAGAUGAGCAGAAGGGAGAUGAGUGGGAGGUAUUACCCCAUCAUGGGAUACCGCCCUUUGUUAAGGAGAAGGCCGGCUUCAAAGUCUAUUAUAGUGGCGAGGGCGAGGAAUCCUCUGAUGCAUACCUGCAGGAGAUUAAAGAGACUGACCUGCAGGAGAUUAAAGAGUCUGAUAAUGGAGAUGAGCAUAAGGUAUUACCCCAUCAUAGGAUAUCACCCUUCGUUGAGGAGAAGGUCGGCUUGAAAGUCUGUUUUGGUGGCAAGGAAUCCACUGAUGAAGAGGACAUUAGAUAUUCCAAUGAAGAUGCCGAGAAAUACCUGCAGCAGAUCAAACAGACUGGUGGAUAUGAAGUGGAUUACUUGCCGGGAAUCAGCCAGCAAGGAGGCAUCCAGCCUACUCAGAUGCCACUGCAACUCUGGGGGGUUGAGUUCUACACUGAAAUUGUCGAGCAUGCCAUGCGAGAAUAUGAUGCAAAGAAUAGUUGCGAGUGUGGGGGUCCUAUACGCUCUUACAUUACUUUUCAAGCGAAAGAUGGUGAUGAUGGUGAUGUCAAAACUUACCAAACUCGGGUGAGGAUCAUUCGUGGAGGAAAGGUCAUCGAAGAGGUUAGGUUGAAACUGGGAGAAAAGUGAAAGGUAUCCUACACAAACAUCCUAUGUCGGAGGUUGGUUUGAAUAGAGCCUUAACGACGAUAUCUUGGAGGUUGGAGGAAAUUAGAAUGAAGUCAUUUGCGCAUUCAAGACAAAGAUUCUAUAUUGUGCUUCAUCCCUGCUACCAAGAUCGAGCUUCACGGAGAUUUCUAAGCUUGGUAUAGUGUUUGUAGUUUAGGUGUGUGUGUGUUUAUACUUAAAGCUCAAAUAUUUCGCGGACACGUUAUUCUUUUUAUCAUUUUCAUUGUUUGUUUCACUUUGUUAAAGGAUUUUAGAAUAUCUUUGUGGAUAAGUUGUUUAAAAUGAUUUCAUUAGAAUCAUGUGUUUUAA
This is a messenger RNA of Asparagus officinalis (garden asparagus), 1764 nucleotides long. RefSeq lists its product as uncharacterized. Bases 118 to 1416 code for a protein of 432 amino acids. The transcript has 9 exons. NCBI's taxonomy places the organism in Eukaryota, Viridiplantae, Streptophyta, Magnoliopsida, Asparagales, Asparagaceae. The record is from RefSeq and is a predicted model, not a curated record.